AUGUUCGGCCUCAAGUUCAUCGUCCUCUCCCUCUCAGUGCUUAUCAGCCAAGCCCUCGCCAUCAAUGUGAUCCUGUUCGCGAAGGCCCCCAAGAUGCCAAAGGAGAUUACAAAGGAGUGGGCGAUCCCAGCGCACUCAUGCGACGGCCCAGAGAAGAAGAUCGUUGAGAAGAUGGGCAGCUGGUCCAAAAACAAGUACACGGCCCAGAUGGGGGCCGGCCAAAACGCACGGGUCGUCGUCAAGCCCACCAAGGAUCCAGACACGGAGGCUGCUGCCAUCAAGAUGCUCGGGGAUAUGGAGAGCAUCCUGGUCAAGAACACCAAAAAGGGGUGGUGCGAGAAGCUCAUUGACAAAUUCAAGGGUGGCAAAAAGGACACCAAGAAGGGUAAGGGGAAGCGAAUGGCUAUGCGCAGACGAGAGGCCAGAGCCCGAAGAGGCUACAGGGCCAAACGAGGCUGGAAGGGUCACUAG
This is a messenger RNA of Clonostachys solani, 471 nucleotides long. The record is from the annotation of a GenBank genome assembly. Lineage: Eukaryota; Fungi; Ascomycota; Sordariomycetes; Hypocreales; Bionectriaceae.